Messenger RNA from Hydractinia symbiolongicarpus, 2594 nucleotides. Its product is annotated as corticotropin-releasing factor receptor 1-like. The transcript has 13 exons. Lineage: Eukaryota; Metazoa; Cnidaria; Hydrozoa; Anthoathecata; Hydractiniidae. The record is from RefSeq and is a predicted model, not a curated record. Gene Ontology annotation, cellular component: plasma membrane. Gene Ontology annotation, molecular function: G protein-coupled peptide receptor activity. Gene Ontology annotation, biological process: adenylate cyclase-modulating G protein-coupled receptor signaling pathway; cell surface receptor signaling pathway. The coding region runs from base 522 to 2111 and encodes 529 amino acids.
AAUUUUCACAGACGAACUUAUAAACUUUAAAGAUUAUUUUUACGUCGUGUUUUACAAAUUAAUAUCAUUAAGGGUCUCGUUGACGACGAUGUUAGGAAAUUUCAAAAUAUUUCUGGUACGCCACAAAUUAUAUUAUCGUCAUUAAUAAAUGUCCAUUCUGUUUUUGUCUAUUUGAAAAUAGUCAACUCUCACUUUAAUUAGAGGAAAUUUUGACCCUUGUCACACUAAAUAAGAGGGAAACUGAAAACUUACCGCAGUAAUAAUUAGAGGAAAAAUGGAAAAAUAAUUGUUUAUCUGAGCUAAUUAGAGGACGCACUAAAUUAGAGAAGAAUUUCGUUCUUUAACUACCAGAAAAUGCUACGGCGAAAUUUAUGUUUCAAACGAACAUGUGAAUAAUCUUUGUAAGGACAAUGGUACCACAUGUUAAUAACAAUUACCAAUCUUGAAUGUCAUUUUAAGAAGGCAGUUUUUAACUUUAAAUAUUAUAUAUACUGGGCUACCGUAACAAGGUGACAAUUCUCAUGCCUGGUAUUGUUGGCCCUGCAACAAGUGGUAUAGUAUCGGUUAUAAUUUACAAGUUUUAUAAAUUUCUUACAGAUUUUCGAAGCAUAAUGAUAUGGCGAAUCUACGCAACAAGUUUGUUUUAUCUCCUGCAGAUCACUUUUGUAGUAAAGGCUGACACUAAAAGCAUCCUGGAAGUGUUUAAUAUCAAACAUACGGAAUGCUUGACUGAUACAAAAAAGAUAGCUUCACAUUUGCGAAUCAGAGAGAAAUGUGUGGUUAAGUUUACUCAGUUUUUGAACUGCUUCCCUCAAACAGCGAGACAAACAACAGUUUACGAGCCAUGCAGUCCUUUGUUCUUUUAUGAAAGCGGCAUGGUUCCCGCUCGUUGCAAUGAAAAUGGCACGUGGGAGACGAUCAAAACAUUGGAACACUGCAAAGUACUCCCCCCUCACCUUCUAGCUGAAAAAAGAGACGAAUUUCUGCUGAAGCAUAACAUAUCAACUGAAAAGAAGCUGAGAGGACAGAAAAUAAGAACAGCACAUAAACUGCGCGCAGAAAGAAUAAAGGAGGUCUUGCAAUGUAUCGAUCUUUCCUUAUGCAUUGCAAGUCUAAUUCUGUUAUUCUGUUUCAUACCUCUAGACAACGCCAGGGUGAUGCUGCACCGCAAUUUAAUUUCAUCUUUCCUUCUGUCAGACAUUCUCAAAAUUUUACUGUGGACAAAAUACAAUAAAAUCGGUUAUACGGCGGAAUGCAACACAAUAUUUGUUGCGCAAAAUUUUUUCUUUUUGGCUCAAGUCUGUUGGAUGUUCAAUGAAGGCUUCUUCCAGUUUCGACAGUUCUUCUUUGUGUUUGUACAAAAACCAUACAUUUGGCGUUAUUUUUUGUUUGGAUGGGCAUUUCCUGCCAUAGUCACGUUUGGUAUUUACCUUCCCCUAAUGUUGAAAUUUCCUGUCACAUCGAAAAACGAAGACAUAAAGAUGUGUUGGAGAUUAUUCAAACAGUACGAGAUCAAUCAAGUUAUCUACGUUCCUGUCGUCAUACUAAUGAGUGCCAACAUGAUUAUGAUGACAUACUUGAUGUGGAUGAUUUGGUCAAAACUGAAGGACAGUAACAACAACGAAUUGCACAAAGCAAGAAAAGCAGCUCGCGGAUUUUUUAUCUUGAUCGUACUUCUUGGAGGUGGUUAUGCAUUUACCUUGUAUGGUCCGGACGAUUGCUAUGAAUUUAAAUAUUUCGAAGCUGUCGUUGCAGAAACUCAGGGAAUAUUUGUAUGUUUGGCACAUGUGAUAUUCAGUCGAGAAGUAAACGAAGCUAUCCGAGGAAAGUAUCGAUUGUUCAAACUGGAAAUAUGGGCAUCAACAGAUUCCAAUUUGAGACGACCUAGCAUAGCAGAAAGAUUAUCAAACGGCAGCCGAACAAACCACUCGUCGUCCAAUUUAAUGAUUCCUAGCUACGCAAACACUGCUAAAGGCUCUGGCAUUUCAGAAGACGACGUGUUCGCGUUUAAUCAAUCUAAUGCACUUCAUCAGAAACAUGGCGACGAGUUAUUUAUAGCUGUUGAUAAAGCCUUUCAGGAGAUGAAACGAAGGAAACCCGAGGCAAACUGAAUAACAUUUGAGAUAUUGGUAUGCGAUUUAUAACUGUAUAAACACUGUUUUGCAGGAAUUUAAUAUUUGAAGAGUUGUUGGGGAUAAUAUACAUACGCUUUCCAAUCCUUUCUAAUUGAAUUCUCAAUUGAAUAAAUAUCAUCGAAGUUUGGGAGUAAUCAUUGUAUGAUUUUUUGUGUGAUAUAAAAAUCAUUAGUAAGGAUGAAAAUUGAAAAAGGAAUACCGAAAAUGCCCUGAUAAACGCCCAGUCUCUAUUAAAGCCCUCCUAAAUUUCUAAAAUAUUUAAUAAAACCCGGCCUCUAUUUACCACCCUUCACCAAUAAAUUCCCCCUUAAAAACCUCAUUAGAGUAUUUACGGUAACCUUAUAAAAAAUGUUUUAGAAACGAUAGUAGUUGAAAAACUCACAUAUAUAUAUGCGUGCAUUAUUAUUCGUAGCUACUAACCAUAGCCCAUCGUCCGUCGUACAUAUUUUUCCGCAUCAC